Molecule: messenger RNA, 1539 nt
Organism: Pleurotus ostreatus (oyster mushroom)
Lineage: Eukaryota; Fungi; Basidiomycota; Agaricomycetes; Agaricales; Pleurotaceae
Gene: MAS2
Product: Mitochondrial-processing peptidase subunit alpha
Exons: 4
Coding region: 1-1539 (512 amino acids)
Cellular component (GO): mitochondrion
Molecular function (GO): metal ion binding
Source: RefSeq, a predicted model, not a curated record
AUGGGAGAACUGGUAAUUGGCCUACCGAAGCCAAGCAAGCGGUGCCGCGGCGCACAGGCCUCUGCGCCGGAUGUCCAAUACACGACCCUUCCUAAUAAAAUACGAGUAGCGACAGAAACAACCCCGGGUCACUUCUCGUCGGUUGGUCUCUAUGUCGAUGCUGGGACACGCUAUGAGACGUCGUCGACGUCGGGAGUCUGUCACUUUAUCGACCGAAUGGCUUUCAAGACGACGGAAACCCGGUCAGAAGAAGAAAUGUUCACUGCCAUUCACUCACUCGGCGGCCAGAUAAUGUGCUCAUCCUCACGGGAGGCUAUAAUGUACCAAUCAUCUCACUUCAAUUCCGCAACACCACAGGCCCUCUCCCUCAUCGCUGACACCGUUCUAAACCCUGGAUUCCUCGAAGAAGAGCUUCUCUCCCAGCGGGACGCUGCACGGUACGAAAUUCGCGAAAUCAAAGCCAAACCAGAAAUGAUCAUCCCCGAAAUACUGCACGAGGUCGCGUAUAAUCAUACAGGUCUCGGGAAUCCGAUGCUCUGUCCUGAGGACAGAAUCGACUUGAUUGACCGGAAUAUACUGCUCGGGGGUAUGAAAGCCUGGUUCAGACCGGAGAGGAUGGUCAUAGCAGGCUCUGGUAUGCAGCAUGAAGAACUAGUCGAACUCGUCGACAAAUACUUCUCGUCGUUAAAACCUUCCACCACUCACACAUCGUCCUCGCAACCCCGGCAGAACUCCCCACCUCCGCAUCUAUUAAACUCCUCUGCUCCCUCACCGUCUAAAUUUACCCGUGCUGCAUCUUACCUCUUCCCUACCUCUACCCCCGCGCCAUCUGAUCCUCCUUCCCUACUUACGAAAUCAUCGUACACGGGUGGUCACAAGUACAUACGGGACACUUCAGCCGAGUUCAACCAUCUCUAUAUCGGUUUCGAGGGCGUCGGCAUCCACGACGAAGACAUAUACGCCCUCGCAACGAUGCAAGUCCUCCUCGGCGGUGGAGGCAGUUUCUCUGCUGGCGGCCCAGGAAAGGGCAUGUACUCCCGACUCUACACCCACAUCCUCAACCAUUUCCCGCAAAUCGACCACUGCGCCUCAUUCCAUCACAUCUACACCGACUCUUCAUUAUUCGGCCUGUUCGCCUCGUUCGUGCCUGCCUCUUCGGGAUUAAGAGGUGGGAAUACGCCGUCGCAGAUUAUGCCGCAUCUAGUGCAUCAACUCAGUUUGUUGCUGUAUACCCCGAUACCAGCAGCUGAGCUUAGCCGCGCGAAGAACCAGCUUAAGUCGAGUUUGAUGAUGGCUUUGGAGAGUCGGGCUGUUGGGGUUGAGGAUUUGGGUAGACAGAUCCUGGUUCACAAUCGCAAGGUCCCCGUAUCCGAGAUGACGGAUAAAAUUGACCUUAUCGGCGCGGAGGAUAUACGGCGUGUCGCUAAUCGUAUCUUUGGACCCAAGUCUGGGAAUAAACCGACGGUUGUGUGCAUGGGACAUGAAGAUACGGGGGAUUGGCAAUCAGUGUUCAGGAAGUACAGUGUUGCCUCUUCGUGA